Molecule: messenger RNA, 1113 nt
Organism: Amblyraja radiata (thorny skate)
Lineage: Eukaryota; Metazoa; Chordata; Chondrichthyes; Rajiformes; Rajidae
Gene: pfn4
Product: profilin family member 4
Exons: 5
Coding region: 197-652 (151 amino acids)
Cellular component (GO): cell cortex
Molecular function (GO): actin monomer binding
Source: RefSeq, a predicted model, not a curated record
AAUGUUGAGGUUGCCGUUGCCCUGACAUUAGAACUAUUUAUUAUUUCUACAUCACAAACAAAUAUUCUGGACCGAAUGUUAUAUUCCGUAUUUAAAAUAAAUGCACUGCAAAAUAAGUCAGUCCAACGCAAGCCACGCUCUCCGGCAAAAGUAGUCAAGUGAAGUGCACGGAUCGUGUCCCGCCUUCUCCCGGACAAUGCCUGGAUCUCCCAGCUUGAAGCCCCUAACUCGGCUGCUGGAGAGCUCCCUGCCGGAAAAAUUGAAAUUGGGCGAGUACCAGGAUUUGUUGACUCAAGCCCUGAUUGCAACAAAUCACGUUCAGGACUGUGCAAUCAUAGAUGUGAAAAAUCACUCUAUGAUGUUAGCCUCCAGAGGAUUCAAAUUGGAUGCAGAGGAAAUUCAGGCCUUCCUGAAUGCUUUCACGCAAGCAGAUGUCAUUCGAGAAUAUGGCCUCUUGUUUAAGACUAUAAACUACACAUGUGUCAGAGCAGAUAGGAGUUCAAUAUAUGGUAAAAAUAAUAAUGAGGGCCUUGUGUUGGUAAAGACUGAAAUGUAUAUCAUCUGUGCUACUUACACAAGAGGGAUGUAUCCAAGUGUAUGCGUUGAAGCAGUGGAGAAAUUAGGUGAUUACUUCAAAUCAAAAGGCAAAUAAAAAGGAUCAAAGAUUGGAUUUACAGUGAUACACUUGGAUCCAAAUACACUGAACAUGUGAAGGGAACUUGAUAAAUAACGCUUAGAUUUUCUAAAGCCCACCAUAAGCUCCUCUCCAUCUACUUCUCUAGCAGAAACAAAGUCAACAUUUCAUCUGAAGACAUGAAAGUAUUCUUAAAAUCUAGCAUGGUUUAUGUAUUAUGACUGAAAAUAUUUUAGUUAUAGAAAUAGAAUUCAAAAUCAUGUUUAUUGUUUAUAAAUUCUGCAAUGUUGACCAUCUGUAAACUUCUAGAUUCAGAUUGACACUCCUCCUUGUAUCUUUGUAUUUGUAAGCUAAUUAAACUAUUACAAAUUAUAUAUGUAAUUAUUGUAUAUUUCCUUAUCAUCUGUUCACAAGGACUCAUCUUUGAUCAUGUGGUGCCAUAUUGUUAUGCUCAAUCCAAUACAAUUUCAAUGAAAUUU